Molecule: messenger RNA, 316 nt
Organism: Paramuricea clavata
Lineage: Eukaryota; Metazoa; Cnidaria; Anthozoa; Malacalcyonacea; Plexauridae
Source: the annotation of a GenBank genome assembly
AUGGACUUUAGUAAGGCCUUCGAUUCAGUUAAGCACGAUCUACUUGCAAGUAAAUUAAAAGCUUUCCCACUUAACCCGUAUAUUAUUAACUGGUACCUCAGUUUCUUGAAGGACAGAAAACAAAGAAUAUGCUACAAUGGAUAUGAGGGUGAAUGGAAAUGUGUCAAUAGAGGCACCACUCAAGGGAGUGUCAGUGGGCCACAUCUUUUUAACAUUUUCCUGAAUGAUUUAAACUUAGAAUUGGACGGUCUUGAUAUAUUGUUCAAGUAUGCGGAUGACUCCAAUAUUGUGGCUACAGUUUGGAAAGAGCGAGAUU